Angiostrongylus costaricensis is the source of this 1650-nucleotide messenger RNA. The record is from the annotation of a GenBank genome assembly. NCBI's taxonomy places the organism in Eukaryota, Metazoa, Nematoda, Chromadorea, Rhabditida, Metastrongylidae.
AUGAAUAUAUUGUCGGAAAUGAAGAAGGACAACUCUCCUGGUGUCACUCACAACAUUAUUUCCCUUCUCAUGGCUAUGAAGUUUGUGAAGAUUAAGCAGUUUGUACUUUUGCAGACAAACCAGGUGGAGGACUUUGAACUGGGAAUAAAAUUCUUAGAUGAUCUCGGAUCUUUUUUGUUAGAAGUAAAGGAUAAGGAUAUCAAGCACGCAGUAGCUGGUUUGCUGGUUGAAAUCCUGCUUCCGGUUGCUGCGCAAAUCAAACGCGAAACUAACAUACCUGCACUGAUAACUUUCGUUUGCAAACUUUUUGGACCUACAAAUGAAUUGGCUUCAAAGAAGCAACACAAACUGGCUGCAUAUCCUCUACUGACAUGUCUUCUUUGCGUGAGUCAGCGUCAGUUCUUCUUGUCAAACUGGGUGCCUUUUCUCAACAACACCCUUGCGAAUCUGAAAAACAGAGAUUCUAGAAUUUCCCGAGUGGCGUUGGAAUCAUUGUACAGACUGUUGUGGGUGUACAUGAUCCGCAACAAUUAUGAUGGUAACUCCGCAACUCGCACCAGGCUCGAGUCUAUAUGUGGAAGUUUGUUCCCGAAGGGGAAUCGCGGAAUCGUUCCGAGAGAUGCUCCGUUGAAUAUUUUUGUAAAAAUAAUCCAUUUUAUAGCACAACAAAAGCUGGACUUUGCUUUUAAAGACGUUAUUUUUGAUCUUUUGGCAUGUAAUCGCACACAAAGGUCUCUGUAUCCAGAGAGAAUGAAUAUCGGUAUUCGAGCUUUAAUGGUAAUCGCUGACGGCUUACAGCAAAAAGACGAGCCACCGUCGAUGCCAAAAUCCAUGGGUGAUCAUGUUAACCUUUUUAGAAAACUGUGCAAACCUGUUAUUGCAGGACCCUCUGCAAGUGGAACAAUGCAGCGAUUGAGGAAGAAAACUUAUAUAACGCGUCCGUUAACCGUUGACAUUGCAAAAGCCAUUGGACUUGACCAAUAUUACAUUCCUUGUAGAAAGGCAUUUGACACUAUUCUACGGAUUUUGGAUACACAGGUAAUUUUGGUUGGCCGACCUUUGAUGUUGACGGCGAUUCAAAAGGGUAAGGAGCCGGAUGAACUGUUAGGAGGUGACGUAAAACCAAAGUUGGAUUUGUUUCGAACCUGCGUGGCCGCUAUACCUCGAUUACUUCCAGAGCCUAUGACUUACACCGACCUCAUUGAUAUCUUGACUAGAAUUACUGUCCAUAUAGAUGAGGAACUGCGAACAAUGUCUGGAAAUACUUUGCAAAAUAUAAUGGGCGAAUUUCCAGAAUGGAGGGAGCAUGUAGUAAUUGCUGAGAUUGCUCUGCUGCAAAAUCAGCUAACUGACUUCUAUCCUGCUGUAUUAGACGAAGCACUACGAUUAUUACAUCAGAUGAUUGUGACGUGGAAAUCAGCGGCAAUUCAGGAGAAAAAGAAGGAACAACAAAAGGAUUUUGGUCUCGUCGAGACAUCUCAACCCGUUUUCCCUUCUUAUUUUUCAAGCUAUGCUUCCGCUCUUCAUGCAGUAGAAGGGCUGGCUCUUGUCAUGCUGUGCCAGAUUAGGUAUAUUUUAAAAUUUUCCUUGUUAAAUUUACGUAUGUAUGAAUAUAUAUACAUAUGUAUGAAUAUAUAUACAUUCGCCUAA